UCACAGCUCGAUUUUUUUACUCGCGGAAAUUUUUGAAAGACCAGGCGAGCCGCUGGCAAAGUGCAAAAUCUCAAUUUAUGUUGCCCAAAUAAAUUGUUUUGCAAUCGAUUUUGUUAAUGCAACAUGUCUGCUAAACCUUCAUAUGCAGAUCAAUUCAAGAGAAAUGACGACGUGUUCAGAAACACGAUGGAAGCUAUUUUUCAGAAGUAUUCUAGUCUAAAAGAUCCUGGGAUAGACGUCUGUCUGAAAACAAUGACCUGCAGGACUAAUAGAGGUUCUGUGCCCAUUGGCAGUGCAGAGGGAGAACGUGAGCUGGAAGCAUUAAAGACUCGAGUUAAAGCAGAUUAUUCAGUGAGGGAGUUUGAGGACCAGGAAAAUGAUCAGUUUCAGAUGGAUGUGUCAGCGGUCACUGAGGAUGAUCUUAAUGGCUCAAGUCGAAAGGAAAACAGAGAAAAUCUGGGGCACGGAGGUGAAUCAUUCCUCCUCUCUAUGAUUCUGAAUAACACAUCUCCAGAAUCUCAGUGGGCUGAGCGAUCUCCAACUGAAGAAGAGGAUGAAGAGCUGGAGAAAACCCUGAGCAGCCAUGGCAGUACCCUCCUUGAUGUCUAUCCCAGCAUGCUCAACCAGAUCGGAGAAGCGUACCGGCGACAGCACAUGACUGAUACUGCGAGGGCCGUGAUGCAGAAGUACCGCCGAAAACAUUGGCAAGCCGGCCCGACGCAUCGCAACACAUCCUUUAAGAACAGACACAACUGCACUCUCAACAAAACAACAGAGAUCUCAUUUACCAGUCAAAGUCCAGUUAGAAGAAACAUUAGCAACUUUUUCAAGAGCAGCGACAAACCAAGGUCUUCGCCACUCAAAAAUUCAUCCUGCGAGGAAAGUGCCUGUUUUUACUCACCCAGGAGGAACAGCGCAGACGUGAGCGGUGUGAAGGAUGAGUGUCCAUGGACUGAUUUGGAUUUAACCAGUAAAACUGCUCGUGUGAUUGACUUGUCCACACCUCCACAUUCAGGUUCCCCUUCAUUUAGUGACCAAUCUCCAGAUCUGGACCAAACCUAUGAUGUUGGACCAACAUCCCAUUCUGUUCCAGCCUCAUCGGUCCUUAGUUCUCCACCACGAAGCAGAGCAGAUCUGUCUCUAAUUGACCAGAGAGGAAUAUCAGUCACCUCCCAACCUUCCUCAUGGGACAAAGACUGUUUCAGGGACCGCAUACAUUCUCCUGUCCCCACCCCUCAGCGCGGUCUCAUUAGUGUUUUGUCUCCUAGUGGGAAAAGUAGCUUCAGACCUAGUGUGCUGAACAUGGAAAGGCAAUUAAAUACAUCAGCAAGUCCUAAUCGAAGGUCUCCUGUCCAGCAUCCGUCUCAUUCUGAGGUCCUCAGAUCUCCUUAUGGUGUCAAACAGGUGCCGUUGUCCUCACCCUGGCGGUCUGUUUAUGACCACCCUGACCAAAGCUCAUCCAAGGUGGAGAAACCAUCACGUUUAACUCAAUCCGACCGUCAUCGCUCUCUUUCUGGCCCCCAGUCCACUCACUCAUUCAGCGAACCGCAGAUUGAUGCACAGUUCAGAAAGCUGUAUCACCACUUCAUCUGUCGUGGCACAUCAUCACCGUGUCCUUCCUCCCAGUGUCAUUUGUGUGAGAGACACAUUAAGGAGACACCCCAAAGCCCCAGCUUUUCCUCUUCCAGCAUGUCUGCUCUUGCUCUGACACCCCUGAGGGCCAAGCUCAAGAAACGCCAUCGUCAACCUGAAGUGGAAGAGUCUCUCCGAUUCAAACGCUUCCGAGAGAGUCGUUCUCCACUUAAACAUCUCCAGCUGAGAGACCAGUGUAUAAGCCACGGCAUGUCAGAACCUACUGAAGACGAACACAACUGGGAUAGAGCCGUCCUGCUGCAGUGCCCCAGUCCACGGUUCCUCAGGGGCACCGCAAACCUCAGGAGAAUCAGGGAGGCCAAUUUAAGCAUGCAAAUGAACCCACAUGCUUUGUCUAGGAGAGAUGCCCCAAGCAGAGUCUAUCUUGUGGAGGCUGUGUCACCCAUGAGACGGUUUAGUCAGGGUGCCUCUCCACUCUCUCCUAGUCUCUCCAGGAGGCGACUGCAGUACAGUUUUCUGCAGUGAUGAGCUUUCCUGCACGCAUCUCACAGCCUGCCUGAUAACCCUUGCGGGAUAAACAAUAUAUUGUGACUAUAUUAACUUUACCCUACUGAAAAAACAUGGGAUGACAUCUGGGUGUAGAUAUGUUUGUCUGUAAAUAAUGUAAAGUCAAACGUUUUUUCAACAAUUUUUUUAAUAAACAAUUGUUCAUUUCACAA
Molecule: messenger RNA, 2312 nt
Organism: Carassius auratus (goldfish)
Lineage: Eukaryota; Metazoa; Chordata; Actinopteri; Cypriniformes; Cyprinidae
Exons: 10
Coding region: 124-2118 (664 amino acids)
Source: RefSeq, a predicted model, not a curated record